AUGUCGCAAUCUGACGAUGGAUUACGUCCUCCAGUAUUGUCACGUAACGCUUCUCCUACAGAGCGUGACGCAGUGCAUUCAUCGGAUAAUCGCCAUAUGGAGCUGGAGCUCGCACGUCUGCGCAUCAGAGAGUUGGAAAUUCAACUUGAACUGCAGAAACUUUCUGAAGCGAAAGCCAAAAGGAACAAUCAGGACGAAUGCGAUUCGCACACUCAACUUCAAUCAGAUCCAGCUGAUUCGAAGUCCAUAGCCUUUGCCCUGGAAAGGCGACUGGAAUUACCGAAGCGCGAAUUGCAACGCUUUAAUGGGAACCCGAAGGACUAUUGGGCCUUCAUGAAAGCGUUCAGUAGUACUAUUGAAGACCGUACCCGAGACGAUGAGGCUCGCCUGGGUUAUUUAAUACAAUAUUGUGACGGCGAAGCAAAAAGAAGGAUUGAGCAUUGUACGGUCCUACGACCCAACGAAGGUUACGGGCUCGCGAAGGAAAUUUUAAGAAAGCGAUUCGGCCAGAACUACAUGGUGGCCCGAGCGUUUAUCGACGAUUUGAUCACUGGGCCCACUAUAAAAGAUGGUGAUUCGUCCACCCUAUCCGAUUUGGCACAACAGCUGACCGUGUGUGAGGUAACAUUAAGAGAAAUGGAUUAUUCGUCCGAUCUUAAUUCCCAACAUACGAUUCAGACCAUUGUACGAAGAUUACCUUCUCGACUUCGUUUCAAAUGGGCCAAAGCUGUCGCUAACAUCAGACGAGAAGAUCGUGAGCCAGAAGUUACUGACCUUACUGCCUUUAUUGAAGCACGCGUUGAUAGCCUGUGUUCGGAUUACGGCGAACCUGCUCUCAGUCUAGCGUCCGAGGAACGAGCGAGAAAAAGGCCACCACUAUCCGGUCAAAUACACGGUAGAAAUAUUCAUUCUACUCAAACGUUAGCUUCUCGUACCGGUAUCGAUCCUCGCUGUGGUGUCUGUGGCGAAGCCCAUUAUCCUGAUCAAUGUGCGCAAUUUAUUGCAGAGUCAUCAGAAAAGCGUCGCGAAAUCGUAAUGCGCCGUAAACUGUGCAAUUUGUGCCUACGCCCAAAUCAUGUCGCGAAAAUCUGCAGGUCGUGA
Opisthorchis viverrini is the source of this 1101-nucleotide messenger RNA. RefSeq lists its product as hypothetical. The coding region runs from base 1 to 1101 and encodes 366 amino acids. Lineage: Eukaryota; Metazoa; Platyhelminthes; Trematoda; Opisthorchiida; Opisthorchiidae. The record is from RefSeq and is a predicted model, not a curated record. The transcript has a single exon.